AUGGAGACACUGUGCCCCGCAUCCCGCCAUGCAGUGCCGACGUCCCCGCGAGGGUCUCCCUGCUCUCCCGCGUCCCGGAAGCCGCGUCGGGGGACCCAAGAGUUCUCGCCGCUGUGCCUGCGUGCUCUCGCCUUCUGUGCCCUUGCCAAGCCCCGGGCGCCCCCUCUGGACCUGGAGCCGGGGGAGCUGGUGCCGCGGCCACCCGUGCUGCUGGGCCCUCACGCCCCCCUCUGCGCGGGAGGCUGGUCCCCGGAUGGCCUGAAGCACCUCGGGGGGCCGGCCGGGCAGUGUAGCGAGCCGAGCUCCCCCGCCAGCGAAGAUGCUGCCGUGGUACGGGACCGCGGUGAGGAGGAAGAGGGCGGAGGCCGUUUCCCGCACUUGGGCACUCGCUCCUGCGCACCUACGGCGCGCGGCCCUGCGCCCCGGCGCUCUCGGGAACCGCCGGCCAACACCGCCCUGGCUCCUACUAGGCCAGCCCCGGCGUCCGAGUCCCAGCUCGGCCGCGCUGCCUCCCCGGCUCAGGAGCCCGCUACCCCACUUUCCCCAACACCUGCGGGCCUUUCCAUCGAAUCCACGGGUCCGGAACUCGCGCCGGAGCCGCCCCUGACGGACCUAGCGGCCACAGUCGACGAAACACCCCCGAAGGCCGCUGCCGCCAACCCCUCGACGGCCGACGGAGCUCCGACAGCGCCUAGCGACCUCCGCCAGGAACAUUUCGAUCGUCUGAUCCGCCGGUCAAAACUGUGGUGUUACGCGAAGGGCUUCGCCUUGGACACGCCGAGCUUGCGUCGGGGGCCCGAGCGGCCGCCAGGGAAAGGGCCUACCCGGGGGGCAGCCAAGAAACGCCGGCGGCCGCCGCCUCCCCCGCGACCCGCGCAGCCCCGACGCCCAGCCCCGACGCUCCCCACCACCAGCACCUUCAGCCUCUUGGAUUGCUUCCCCUGCCCUGCAGCUCUGGUAGUGGGGGAGGACGGAGACUUACGGCCUGCGUCCUCACUUCGCCUUCAGGGAGACUCUAAGCCCCCCCCUGCCCACCCGUUGUGGAGGUGGCAGAUGGGAGGCCCCGCUGUCCCUGAGCCCCCGGGCCUCAAGUUCUGGGGGAUCAACUUGGAGGAACUCUGA
Messenger RNA from Chrysochloris asiatica (Cape golden mole), 1122 nucleotides. RefSeq names its product chromosome unknown open reading frame, human C17orf96 (gene EPOP). NCBI's taxonomy places the organism in Eukaryota, Metazoa, Chordata, Mammalia, Afrosoricida, Chrysochloridae. The transcript has a single exon. The coding region runs from base 1 to 1122 and encodes 373 amino acids. The record is from RefSeq and is a predicted model, not a curated record. Gene Ontology annotation, biological process: neuron fate commitment.